AUGAAUGUAUAUUUAAUAUAAAACUUUGAACAAUAUUCUAAAAAAAAAGUUAUCGACACUGGGACUUCCCAAGCGGUCCCCCACCUUAGUACUAACCCAGCCUUAAGGCGCUUAACUUCGGAGUUCGAAUGGGAUCCGGUGUUUUCACCUUAGUAUGGCCGAUAACAAAAUUAUUGA
Messenger RNA from Tetrahymena thermophila SB210, 177 nucleotides. RefSeq lists its product as hypothetical. NCBI's taxonomy places the organism in Eukaryota, Ciliophora, Oligohymenophorea, Hymenostomatida, Tetrahymenidae. The transcript has 2 exons. The record is from RefSeq and is a predicted model, not a curated record.